Messenger RNA from Melanaphis sacchari, 723 nucleotides. RefSeq lists its product as uncharacterized. The record is from RefSeq and is a predicted model, not a curated record. The transcript is spliced from 2 exons. Bases 1 to 459 code for a protein of 152 amino acids. Lineage: Eukaryota; Metazoa; Arthropoda; Insecta; Hemiptera; Aphididae.
AUGGGCGCCCAGCCCAUAGAGACACUGAUCCUCCACCCCGGUCAACACCGCGUAACAACUAACCCUUCGCAGAAACCACGAGCGCGUGGCAAACGCGAUUUCGUAGAUACAUGGAAUAAUGUAAGAUAUUACCAUUUGAUCGCCCACAAUGAUUAUCGCGAUGGAAUCGGUCUUGUGAACGGGACCGGUUCGAGAAAACCCGUCAGGCCAGAUGUGCACGUGUCGACGACAACAAAAGGGCCGCCGCCACGUGUGCCAGCCUCGAGGCCGUCGAAGACGGGAAAUUCGCAGACAUUGUUCGGAGUUUUCCAGAAGUGCUCUAUUUGUGUUCGCGUUUUCGGGCACGUGCCGGAAGGAAUACUACAUGACGUAGCGGCUGCCGCAGCCAGCCCACAAGGCGGUUCGUGGAAUUUUCGUCGCGAGACGGCUUUCCAAGCACUGUGGAUGUCUACGCGAUAACGAUGAUCGGUUACAACUUCCCAAAUACGUGUAACUGUGGUUUACAUUAGUUUCUUUUCAUUUUUAACCGUAUCGAUAAAUUACAAUCGAGACGAAAAAAAAAAUAAAAUAAAUACCACCUAAUCAUAAUUUGCUAUACCUAUAAUGUCACAGUACCAUGACGUGAACAAAGCACAUACGUAUCUGUAUAAACGUGUACUAUUUUAUUUCAAAAUAAUAAUAAUAAUAACACGAAUUGUACAACGUUAGAAAUUAAAAUUAACA